AUGAGCCAACUAGUGGACUACAACGACUCCGACGAGGAUACCAUACCGGCGGGUACCCCCUCCGACAACGCCAUCCCACGCCACAUCCAACAGCACUCUGAGAUUGACCAAUUGUCUCAGGAUCUAGAAAAAACCCGUCAAACCUCGGCGCACUUGGACAAGAUGCUGAACAAGUUCAAAGAAGUUGAAAAAUCAGAGCUUUCUCGGCUGAAGGGAGAGGGUAUUGACGUGCCGACGGUGCGUCUCGUUUGGCUUGAUCUGAACUACAAGAUCUGCCAAAUGGAAGAAGAUCUCUUGGCUCUUCGAGAGACAUCAAGGGAAAUCAACAGCGAGGCGGCGGCGCAGGAACAUAUCAAACUGAAAAGGUGCCGAGACUCUCUGGGUCAGACAAUGUUCCAAAAGAGGUCCCAUAUUAUCGAGAAUCUCGACGUGGCGAUCCUCUGGGGACCUUAUGCCAGGACCAUAGCCCAGGGUAUGGAGACCUACUACGGCAGGUUCGAUAAAUACCAGACGAAGCCCCUGAGAACUAGCAAUCGGUUCCGAAACAAGGCGCUGGUGUACUACAGAGGGUAUUCCUAUCAACACCAGGCCGCAGAAAUCUCCAGGACGGACACCGAGAUGGCAGACUUUUUGGCCGAAUCCUACCAACACUACUGGUGUCACGCCACCGGCUCGUGGAUGUUCCAAGAAACACGAGAGGACAAGCGUGAUCCGCCCGCGUAUCAGUGCCAUGCCGCUGCGAACAUUGUGCCGCAUUUCUCAAACGUACCUCAUGAGAUCUUAGAGGAUCUUUUCGGUGAGAGAGAGCGGGAAUUGAGCGGGCCGGCGAAUUCACUUUUACUUUCGAUGCAGAUCCAGUAUUGGUUCAACCAUUAUAAGCUAGUCAUUGUCCCCGUUGAUCCGGAAGAAAAGCCACUCAAACGAUGGAAGAUCGACAUCCUCGACAAGGACAUAGAAGAUAUUGACCUCCACGCCGUGAGGUUCACACCUGGCGGCAAAACACCUCGCUUUGCCAAAAGCCUUCAGGACAGAGAAUUGGUAUUCCUCAACGACAAACGGCCGGCUGCGCGAUUUCUGUAUUUCCAUUUCAUUAUGGCACUUAUCCGCUUGAAGGAUACCAAGUCGGAGAGCUGGAAAGACGCCCGAGCAAAGUACUUGUCUCGUGACCCGUCCCCAUCACUUCUUCACUUCCUACCUCUUUAA
Messenger RNA from Colletotrichum scovillei, 1203 nucleotides. RefSeq lists its product as uncharacterized. The record is from RefSeq and is a predicted model, not a curated record. The coding region runs from base 1 to 1203 and encodes 400 amino acids. Lineage: Eukaryota; Fungi; Ascomycota; Sordariomycetes; Glomerellales; Glomerellaceae. The transcript has a single exon.